CCCAGAUACCUUCAUGCUUACGCUUCGUUUAUAAAAUAUAUAUUUAUAUUUUAUUUUCAUAUCGUUCCUACUAGGCUUUUGCCUAAUUGUAAACUGUUACCCUUAAAUCCAAAACUUUGUUUUUUGGGUACCUUCUGGUCUAAGGCUCAUUCCCUAUCGACUCCCGCUGUAUAUCAUUUUUAAAUUAAAACAUUUUAAAUCCCACCACUUUUAGAUAUACGAUUUGUAAUCUCGCCUUAACCUGGGAUUUUAUUAAGGGUAUAUUGGUUGUUUUGUUUAUUUUCAUCAAAUUGUCUGUAAUUAACCCAUUCUUUUAUAAAAAUGGAUAAAAAUUGGAAUAAUGAAACUAAUUCUGAGGAAAAUUUGUCUAAUAUGGGCCUCGAGUCCCUAUCCUUGGGUCAAAGGCUAUUAUCUAAAUGUUUAAAAAAGACGGGUAUAAGUGUUAGUGUCCGGGGUAUUGCAGUUAACACGACCAGCCAGAUUAAGACUGCCGGAAGCGCCUGGAAGUCAGAAGCAAAGUACGACUCAAACGUUGAAACUAAAACUGGAACACUGGACGACGUGUCAUUCCCAGAUCUACUCGGGUCAAGUAACCGCGAUGUUAGUGUAAAUAAUCGUAUCUCUGAAGCCUCCAGCGUUACAAAUGACCAAGAUCGCCUUUCUAAAGAACCUCGAAGUACUAGGUACAAGUUCAAGCACAGAAUUUCGAGUGUUAAGUCGGUUGCAAGCCCAGGAUUCCAUAGUAGUCGUGACAGCAGCUAUUCAAACUCUUUGUCUUUCAGGAAUUCCAGCAACGAAGACUCUGACAAUAUCCUGGGUACUGACUUCCUGAUGCCUGGAAUGAAGGGUAACUACCCCCUGGGAUUUACCAACUUCAUUGGAAGAGGCGUAGAGUCUCCACCUCCACCUCCACCCUCAGUUCCAUAUCCAGCUAACCCUAACGGCAUUUACCAAGGUUUUCAGCAGUAUGCCACAAGGCUGAAGAGCUCGAGACCUCAAAUGUUUAAGCCAAACGUCAUGGUAGGGUCGCCUACUGUAUCGGACUCUAAUUGGCUUGAUAACAAAAGUGAAGGAUACAAUGAGGCAGAACUGACAACUGCAAUUGACACCCUUAAUCACUCAAUUCUGUCAGAUAGAGCACCGGACGAUGGUCUAACAAUUAAGGGGUAUGUAUCUGAUAAGCUGUCCCAGCCUUUUCUGGAUUUAACCAACUUCAAAGACAACUCCAUUCUUUUACAAGAUUCACAAACAAACAAGUUGGAUGAAAGACUUGUCGGCCAGCUUGAGAAUAGGCUUACAAACCAGCUAGAAAACACAUUAUCAGAUCAAAUCGACAACACACUAUCAAAUCAGCUGGAAAAUACACUUUCAGACCAGCUUGACACUACAAUUCGUGAAACCCUCACAACUACUUUACCAGCUGGAGUAGAGAAGCGUAAAAAGGAUCGUUAUUCAAGACGUAGAAAAUACACUAGUUCGUCUUCUAAUGCUCAAAAUGCAAAUUCUAAUCAACCAAACACAAAUGCGAAACCUCAAAAGGAUAAAAAGGACAGGUUAUUCACUAAGCCUGACCCAAAUAAAUCCAAUGAGGUUCCAACUUCUCAACCUCCAAACGCCACACCUUCUACAGAUCCCCCACCUACAACUGGCGUUUCUGAUCCACAACCUUCUGUCCCCAAAACUGAGAAGCCUGCCACUUCAGGCAGUGGCUCUGGUAGGUCUCGUAGAUCUCGUCACAGGGCCAAGCCACGUCCUAGGGACGAUGAUGAGAGCUGGAGGAACUCCGCGAAUGAAAAGCCACAAAAUAACGCAGUCAAUUCAGAGAAUAAAACACACGAAAGGAAAUAUUUCAAAAGUAAAUCUAAGCAUAAGCAGCAGCAAAAUACUGACUCAUCAGCCACCACUAAUUAAAGUUGAUUAAUCUCUUUAAUGACAUU
Theileria parva strain Muguga is the source of this 1937-nucleotide messenger RNA. RefSeq lists its product as uncharacterized. The transcript has 3 exons. Bases 322 to 1911 code for a protein of 529 amino acids. NCBI's taxonomy places the organism in Eukaryota, Apicomplexa, Aconoidasida, Piroplasmida, Theileriidae. The record is from RefSeq and is a predicted model, not a curated record.